Messenger RNA from Gordionus sp. m RMFG-2023, 1430 nucleotides. RefSeq lists its product as uncharacterized. The transcript is spliced from 8 exons. The record is from RefSeq and is a predicted model, not a curated record. The coding region runs from base 9 to 824 and encodes 271 amino acids. NCBI's taxonomy places the organism in Eukaryota, Metazoa, Nematomorpha, Gordioida, Chordodea, Parachordodidae.
UGACUUCCAUGAAUAAAAUAUUGAACUAUCACAUCGUUAAUUUUAAUCUCCCUCAGUUUAAUUCACUGAAUGAUUUUAAUACUGACGUUAAUAUUGAUCUCACAAUUUUACUUACUCAAAACCGAAAUGAAAUUAUCCACAGUGCUGAUUCUUUUUUAAAUCGAGUCACAUUUAAUAUCCUGUUUUUUUAUCAAACCAUAUGUAAAUCACAAACAUUUACCUCACUCUUGAAAUGCAAUUUGGUCGAUUUCAAAAUGUCCCAAUUUUAUUUGUUUGAUAUUUCUAUAUUUCUCAAAUUGCUACCCUUUUUAUGCGAUAAAUUGUUGUUAAUUCAAAAUGAGCAGGACCGUCUGCAAUCAAAUUUAAUCGAUCAAAAUAUGAAAAAUUUGGAUCAAACUUUGAUCGAGUUAUUUGGAUUAUCCAAACUAUAUAGUUCCAGUAAAGAAAAGUCUAUCAUAUUUAGAAAACUAGCUAUACCGAAAUAUAAUCAACUAGAUGAAAGAUUUAUCACUUCAAUAAAUAAUUUAGAAUGCUUGUUAUUUAUACUAUCUUAUUUGCUAAGGACAUAUUUUCAGGAAGAAACCAGUUCUGACGACAAUAUAAUGAAAGAGUUGCACAAAAAUAACGUGAAUCAAGAUUUUACCCAUAUCUUACGAAAAAUAAUGGUUAAAGAACAAACUAUAAUAAAACUUAAAAAAAUAUUAAAAAUUAUUAAAAAUCAAGAUGUUGCAAGUAGUCAUAUUUCAGAAAAAGAAAACAAGUCACAAAACAAAUUUUUAGAAACAUUAAUUUUUGAUAUACAAUUGUACGUCUCAACGCUAUAAGACUUAAUAUGUCCAAUUUAUGUAAAAAAAAUCGUGUACUAAUUAAAUCAAUUAUAUAAUAAUUUUUAAAUUUAUCAACCAAUUAAUUAACUGUUGUUCUGAUUUCAAAAAAAGUAGUGGACCAAAGGCUACCAUUUUCUUUUCAAAUUAUUUUAUAUAAUUGUCGACUGAGGUUUGUAGUGCUACCAUUCCAACUGUACGGGAGAGCAUUUUUAAAAUUUACUUGUCAUAUUUUUAUUUUCCAAACUAUUAUAGCAUUCUUAGAAAACUGCUUUUAUAAUUUUUAAAGCUGAAUGCUAUAACUUUUAUCAUUUUUCCGAAUCUGUUCAACGGUUGUAGAACAUGUUAUGCUAAAUAUUAUUAAGAAAACUUUCUAGUGCAAUUUCGCUUAUGUCAUCAGCCUCAUCCAUCUCUGUUUCAAAUUUUUUUAAAUUUAGAAUAGUAUCUAGACUAGAGGUUUGCAAUGUGCAUGUUUUUAGCCCGCAAGCUCGCCCGUCAAAUAUUUUUAAAAAAUUUAACCUGCCUGCCUCACCCGCCCAUAGUUUUUAAAUAAAUAUACCCGCCCGCCCUUUAGUCUAAAAAACAUUUCCCGCUGCCCAUUAUUUA